Musa acuminata AAA Group (dessert banana) is the source of this 645-nucleotide messenger RNA. Its product is annotated as non-specific lipid transfer protein GPI-anchored 7-like. Bases 66 to 518 code for a protein of 150 amino acids. NCBI's taxonomy places the organism in Eukaryota, Viridiplantae, Streptophyta, Magnoliopsida, Zingiberales, Musaceae. The record is from RefSeq and is a predicted model, not a curated record. The transcript has 3 exons.
UUUGUCUAUUCAUCUCUCUUCUUUUGGAUUUGCCUCCACGCAGAAGAGAGAGAGGUGUUCCUCUAAUGGCGAAGUGGAUGAUGAUGGUGAUGAUGGUGGUGGUGGCGAUAUCUGGGGGGGCGGAGGGGCAGUUGCCGCCGCCGUGCGUGUCGAGCCUGAUCCCCUGCGCGGCCUACGUGAACUCGACGCGUUCCCCGCCGGCGACGUGCUGCGAUCCGCUGAGGCAGGCGGUGGACGCCGACCUGCAGUGCCUCUGUGCGGUGCUCAACGACCAGAGCGUAUUGAAGGCCUUCAACGUCACCACCGACCAGGCUUUCCGCCUCGCCAAGUCCUGCGGCGUCUCCGAACUCAGUGGUUGCUCGGGCGCUCCAUCACCUUCUGCCAUGCAUACUCCUCCUACAGUAGUUGCAGGUGGUGAUGGAAGAGAUAAAGGUGACGCCCACAGAGCAAAUUGGAUUGGCUUGUCCAGCUUCAUGAGCUUGUCCCUCCUGUUUUGGUGCUCCGCCGUGGGGCUGUGAAGUCGCAGCCUCUCUUGUUCUUUCUGCUCGUGUUUGUUUGGACUACUUACUGUUGGUUGCGAAUUCUGUGUGCUUGUGAUGAGCUGCUGCUUGGAUAUGUCAGAUUGAAUUCUUUUGAUGAUGAAAA